AUGACCUCACAGGGAACAUUUCUAGAAAACUAUGCCACUAAGGAUAACGAUUCACUAAGGAGCAAAAUGUUGUCAAUUGCAUCGUUAAUGAGCGGGAACAGUUCUACGAAUUCUAUUUCCAGCAAAGAGAAGGAAAGAUUUGGCUUAAGGAAGCUAGCUAGGUCUUAUUUGAAGGCCAGCAACAGGGCAGAAAAGCCGGUGAAUAAGACUGAGAACCAGGACAACAAUGAAGUAUCAGGUGCUCCAUAUGCAAAGAAGAUGCUAAUAGGAAAAAUCCAUACCAAGAGUGGGACUAAAAUCUAUCUUGAUACCAAUAAAUCACGAGAGUCGCUCCUGAUCAGAAAGCACCAUUCCCACGAGGCUUCCGAUGAAGAUGAGUCCAGUGUACCGCAGUUGAAAUACGACGGCGACUACGACCCUGUCCUAGGCAAACUCCUGAUAAACUCAUCCUCAGAAGAAGAAGACUCCGAAUGGUUGGAAUCUGGAUUGCAAGAUAAAUGUUUAGUUGUACUCCGUGACUUCCCUACGGGUACUGGAUUGAAAAGCGUGUUGAACCAGGUUCAAGGCGGCGCGUUGAAGCAUAUUACACCCCAGUACAAGAAGGAGACAAACCAGUUGAAGUCUGUGGAGUUGGAAUUUCUCUGCCCUGAAGAUGCGCAGCAUUUUAUGGAGUACGGAAGACAUGCAGUAUUCCAAAUCAAUGGCGUGCACCUCAGGCCGCGGUGGGGAAUCCAGUCGUUAAGCGAGAAUUUCGAGGCCUCGCUAAACGCCAACCAAAGGGACAGACUUAACUUGUACGCGCCCUCUAGCCGCUGCCUAUUGUUGAAAAAGCAGGGAAGUAAGAAUCCUAAGCACUCCACUUGUCACUAUCCAUCCCCAAGAUCGCACAUUUGUGACUUGAAUGUCCAGGAACUAAAGAAAGACUUUAGCCAGUUCGGCAACAUUCUAGACAUCUCGCCGAUGAUCUCGCGGAAGCUCUGCGUCCAAAUCAACUUCUAUGACAUCAAGAGCGCGAUGGAUGCACUACAGUCCUACAAAAACGCCAAUUCACCAUUGAACCGUAAAUAUGCUGAGUCAUGGACUAUCGGAUAUGGUAAAGAUAUCACAGACAAACCUUGUGUUCAUGUAUGA
Messenger RNA from Eremothecium gossypii ATCC 10895, 1131 nucleotides. It is a transcript of the gene SSP2, whose product is annotated as Ssp2p. Gene Ontology annotation, molecular function: nucleic acid binding. The transcript has a single exon. NCBI's taxonomy places the organism in Eukaryota, Fungi, Ascomycota, Saccharomycetes, Saccharomycetales, Saccharomycetaceae. The coding region runs from base 1 to 1131 and encodes 376 amino acids. The record is from RefSeq and is marked provisional.